CAACUACGGUCAACAUGUUUUUUUAUCUCUUAUCUCGCUUUAUUUCACGAUUAGAUUGCGGCAGCGAUGCAGUCAUGUCCACUACGGACUGGAAAAUUAUCUCAUGUGUGGGCUUUUAUUCAUCCGUCGAUAUAUCGACGGGCAUUCUGGCGUUUACGGGUUUUGAUCUGACAGCCAUCGACCUUUGUCUUUUUCUGUCAUGUAUGUGUUUCUUAUGCUGAUGAAGUUUCUCUUCCCUGAAAUAUCUUGCUUUUUCGUUUCUCUUCCACCAGCAACGCUCUGGGUAUCAUUAUAUAUCGUGUUUGAGGGGUGGUCGUCUGUUUCUUGUUGUGUUUUUUGUUCCAUGCAACUUUUUUUUCUCAAAAUUUCUCUGCCAAGUUCGGUGUCUGAAACAAUGGAGAGAGAUCUGGUGAGCUGGACACUCUCCGCUUCUGUAUGGUGUAUGUUGUCUUCCCCUGAUGUUUUCUUUCUACUGGGUUCUGGGGUUAUCAACCCAAUAUACUAUUCCCCUUCUCCUUGCUGCUUUAUCUACGGUCGUCCUUUAUAUAAAUCCUGCGAGACUGGUGUUUCUUUUUCUUCUCGUUGCUGUCUCAACCCAGUACCGAAUGUAAUACUAGUUUAAAUAAGAGACUUCAGAUGUACCUUUAGCAAAUCCGAUGAUCC
This is a messenger RNA of Aspergillus wentii DTO 134E9, 663 nucleotides long. RefSeq lists its product as uncharacterized. The transcript has a single exon. The record is from RefSeq and is a predicted model, not a curated record. Bases 200 to 622 code for a protein of 140 amino acids. Lineage: Eukaryota; Fungi; Ascomycota; Eurotiomycetes; Eurotiales; Aspergillaceae.